GGGCAUAUUUUGAAUCUUCCCGAAACUUCUCAAUUUUUCGAAUCUUCUUCUCGAACCUUUCUGCAAAUCCAUUUGCCCCCCAUAUAUAGCAGUCGGCCAUGUACCCUGUUCAUCAUCGGAGACAUUUUAUCUGCAUUUGCGCAAGAGAAGGUCAUCUAUUCACUCGAGAAAGUUCUGUCUGUGCUUCUCCUGAUCUAUUUUCUUCUAGAAUUUUUUUGAAUCCUCAAUUGUAAUGGAGAGUCCCUUCUUUAGGAAUCACUGGAACUACCACCCUCAACGCCCUCGGUAUGUUCCUAGCAUGAUGGAAAUUCCGGUGCAUCGGCGAACUGUGCCGGUGGUUCCGAAGGUGGUUUCGAUUCCUGUCCGUUUUGUUGAGUCGAAGAAGAGCAGAUCUGACUCGGCCACCAAAAUCCAGAAGGUUUUCAGAGGUUUUCUGGUGAGGAAGAGCGUGAAGAAGGUUGUGGCGAUUGAGAGAGAAGUAAAUGAGAUACAGAGGAGGCUUUCGAAUGAAGAGACUGUGGAUUUGAUUCGGAAGGAUGGUAAGGAGAGAAUUAGGUUUGGUGAGAUGCUGAUGAGUUUGCUGUUUAGGUUGGAUUCGGUGGAAGGCGUGGAUAUUGGAAUUAGGAAUUUCAGGAAGGCAUUGAUCAAGAAGGCUAUUGCCUUGCAGGAGAAGGUCGAUUCAAUUGCUGCUGUGGAUGAAGCUACUGAUUUCGUCCAUGAGACUCUUGAAGCUGCGACUGCCAAAUGUGAUUCUGAAGCUGCUGAUCGGAGCUCAGGAAUGAAUAUUUCUGGUGCAAGGGAAAUCGGCGCGGAAGAAACUCCGGAUCUCAAGGAUAGAAUUCCAGAGCUUGAAGAUGAAAGUUGUACUGCAAAAAUGGCAAACAGCGAACCAGUUGACGGUGGUGAUGAUGAUAGAACAGAAAUUGAAUCUGUUGAAUAUGCGGAUGAUUGCAAUGAGCGUGGAAACGUAGAUGAGGUAGCAUUAACGCCUCGUUACACUGAAAAGGAGGGAGCAAUUAUGGAGGAAUCUACGGCUUGUUCUAUGGAAUCGAAUGCUGAUCUGGAAGGUCCUGAUGCAGAUGAUGAUAUACCGAAACCUCAAGUUUCAGAGCAAGGCAAGAACUCGCCAGGAAAAGAUGAGGUGCCUGCAGAAGUUGACAACGACAUGAUGCAUAGGGAGGUUGAGGCGGCAGAACCUCAAGUUUCAGAGCAAGGCAAGAACUCGCCAGGAAAAGAUGAGGUGCCUGCAGAAGUUGACAACGACAUGAUGCAUAGGGAGGUUGAGGCGGCAGAACCUCAAGUUUCAGAGCAAGGCAAGAACUCGCCAGGAAAAGAUGAGGUGCCUGCAGAAUUUGACAACGACAUGAUGCAUAGGGAGGUUGAGGUGGCAGAAGAGUACGCCGAAAUGAGUGACGCUGAAAGUCAGACGGAUUCGUCUAAUAACCCACCGAACUUAGACAAUGUGGUUGCAGAAUAUGGAGCUGUGGAUCAAAGGGAGGGCAGUGGAAAUGAAGAGGAGCCAGUAGACGAAGAAGAAGAAUAUAGCAGAGUGAAGGGAGGAGAAGAAGAUGGGGAGAGUAGAGAGCUUCUUGAGAAGAUGAUGGUGGACAACAAGAGAAUGAUGGAGAUGAUGGCGCAGCUGUUUGAAAAGAACGAAAUGCAGUCACGAUUGUUAAGCUCACUGUCCCAUAGAGUUGAGCAGUUAGAGAAGGCACUUGUUCUUGAGAUGCUAAGAAAGAAGAAGAGGAGGAACAGCACAGAUUUCUCCGAAAAAUGCCCCAAAACAAAGAAAAGUGGUAAAUGAUGACAGUAUUAUGAUCAGUUUACUGUUGCUAAAAUUUGUAAAUGCAAUUCUUUGAGUUAUUUCAUUGCAUGCUCACUUGUUGCUGUUUCUGAGCUGCUGGCACCUUCUGCAGUAUAUGCUGUUCCGAUUUUACUGGUUCUGUCAUUUGAGAGUUGUAGUAGAGUAGACUUUUAACACACCACCAUGAAAGCAGUUCCGUUUAUUACACCUUCCAUGAACUGACUUGUGUAAAAUCUGUUGGAAAAGAGGUCAAAUAAAUCUACUUUUUGCUUGAAUUGAAGGGCGUUUGAUCGUAUCACAUGUAACUGGGUCCCUCUGCUUCAGAUCAUUGUUUUCGUAGCCUCAAUCUGAUUAGUUCAGUUAUUUACAAGACAUGUGAUCCGUAGCUUUAUCCCACAACUUUUUAUUGUUGUGGUCUCUUCUUUCUCAUCAUUCUAAGCUUGCUUGGACU
Molecule: messenger RNA, 2255 nt
Organism: Cucurbita maxima (winter squash)
Lineage: Eukaryota; Viridiplantae; Streptophyta; Magnoliopsida; Cucurbitales; Cucurbitaceae
Product: BAG family molecular chaperone regulator 6-like
Exons: 3
Coding region: 233-1804 (523 amino acids)
Biological process (GO): protein folding
Cellular component (GO): plasmodesma
Molecular function (GO): protein-folding chaperone binding
Source: RefSeq, a predicted model, not a curated record